GGUUAUUCAACAGUUUCCCGCCGUUUUACAGUAAUCGUUCUGUUGCCUUUUCUCCACAUUUCUCAGAAUUUCGUACCUUCCAGAACACUUUCCAGAUUCUUUAUCGCCCCUUUUCUCGGAGGCAAUGUCGAUACUCGAAGAGGAGGAGAACAUCUCCAAGAAGUUAAAAGUUGUCCACGAGGAUAACGUCACGAAGAACGCGAUUAACACGCAGACAACCAAAUCGGAACGCUGUGCGAUAUGCAAACAGUACGUGGAGGAGGCGCCGUUGUACAACGGCCAUCCGAACAAUGCCUCAGAGGAGUACAUCGCCUUGACCGAUGAGCGGCUGAUGCUGUUUACCGGUGACGAGAUGGAUCUCGAUGAGAAGGACGAACGGCCUACGCACAAGAUCACCUACUUCAGCGUCUACGACAAGAACGGGCACUUGUGCCCCUUCGACGGCGGAUUGAUCGAGGCCAACAAGCUGCUCUACUUCUCCGGCUAUGUCAAACCGAUUUACGACGAGGACAGCACGACGAACAACGGAAUCCCAACGAAAGACAUGGGCCCGAUCAACGAGUGGUACAUUUCCGGGUUCGACGGCGGCGAGAAGGCUCUGGUCGGCUUUUCAACGGCGUACGCAGAGUACUACCUCAUGGAGGCGGCGCCCGAGUACGAGCCCAUUAUGAAAGUCGUACGCGUGAAGAUUAUCCUAUCGAAGUUGAUCAUCGAGUAUCUGCUGGACGAGGGUUGGAAGCAGCCGACGUACGAGGACCUGCUGCAGCGGCUACUGGCGAGCGGCGAUCCCGAUCUGUCCGAGGACGCGCUCCUGCAGCACGCCCAGUUCAUUUGCGAACGCGUCUCGAGCUUCGAUACGACCGCCGGCGAGGAAGACGAGCUGCUCAUUACCGCCCCGUGCAUGCGGUCGCUCGUGAAAAUGGCGGGGGUUACGUUUAGAGCUCGGAAGAAAGUUAGAAAAAUUGAAACAAAGGGUCUUAAGAAGAAGCAGACGGUUUGGAGCAAGGCGACGACCACGAACCUCGUCCGCGAGGUGUUCGAAGCCUUCUUCGUCGACCAAAUCGACCAGAAGGACAAGGGUCCGCGCCGGAAGCGCUGCGGCGUCUGCGAGGCGUGCCAAACGUCCGACUGCGGCACCUGCGCGCACUGUCGCAACAUGCUCAAGUUCGGCGGCACCGGACGCAGCAAGCAGGCGUGCCUGAUGCGGAGAUGCCCGAACAUGGCGAUCCAGGCGGCCGACGACGAUUCGGGCGACGACGAUCGGACGCUCGCGGCGUUAUUGAGCGUCGAGAGCAAGACGCCGCUUUCGAAGCGGAUCAUUUGCGAGGUCAGGUGGAUCGGUUCGGCGGCGGUCGAGUACAACAACCGAUUCUACUACAACUCGGCGCAGGUCGGCGAUAUCGUCGUCGAGCCGGACGACUGCGUGAUGCUCAACUCGGAGGAGCCGAAUCAGCCGCUACUAAUCGCUCGCGUCGGGUACAUGUGGCAGGAGGGGGACGAGACGUUGUUUCACGCGCAUCUCUUCUGUCGAGGCUCCGAUACCGUCUUGGGGGAGACUUCGGAUCCGCGCGAGCUCUUCGUCGUGGACGUAUGCGAAAAUUGCCCGUUGGGGAGUAUCGUGCGGAAAGCUAAGGUGGAAAAGCGAAAGUUGGCGAAUAACUGGGCGAUUUGCGGCGGCCUAGACAAACUUCCGCCUCGUCUCGAAGACGACGGGCGGACUUUCUUUUACAGUAAGCGAUACGACAGUGACUACAGCCGGUUUGUUGACUACUCCGAAGAGAAACCCGACGGUUCCCUGCCGUACACUCCCUGCGACGGUUGCAGGAGACGUACCCAAAAAAAGAAGCUCAACUCGAUUACGUACGCCAAUGGCGAGGUUCACUGGGGGGGAGAUGCCUACAGAGUCGGGAGCGGGGUGUUCCUGGAGCCGGAUACUUUCAUCUUCAAAUCCGACGUUACGGAUAUUGACGAUUCAUUUGCGCAGAAAGAAAACAGCGUCGACGAGGUGAUGUACCCGGAGUACUACCGUAAGCCGGCCGAAAACGGACGAGGAACCAACGCGGAGACGCCCGAUCCGUUCUGCAUCGGUCUCAUCGAGGAUAUCUCCGAGUUGAAAAACGCGGUCCAAAUUCGCGUGCGCAAAUUUUACCGCCCAGAGAACACUCAGGAGGGUCAUUUUCUGUCGUACCGAAAGGACCUGAAUCUCGUGUAUUGGUCGCAUGAAGAGAGGACCAUCAAUUUCAAUUUGGUCACCGGAAAGUGUUACCUCGCCUACGGACCGGCGCUGGACGUGCCCGUCGCCGAGUGGAGCGCCGCCGGACCGUACCGAUUUUAUUUUACCGAAAGUUACGACGCCAAAACGCAGAAGAUCGGCGACGUGCCGGCGCAGGCGACCCGUAUCGGUUCGCUGGGAAAAGGAAAGGGCAAGGGUAAGGGUAAAUCGAGCCAAGCCGAGCAAAAGCCCAAAGAUAUUCCGCCUCAAUGGGAAACGACCCGCAAAUUAAAGAGCAUGGACGUAUUCGCCGGAUGCGGGGGCCUCUCCGAAGGCUUGCACCAGGUCAAGAUUGCCGAAACGAAGUGGGCGAUCGAGAAGGAGCCGGCGGCGGCCCGGGCGUUCAAGUUGAACAACCCCGACGCCAUAGUCUACACCGAGGACUGCAACGAACUGCUACGGAUUGUUAUGUCGGAAAACGAAGACGAGGUGGACGGCAAGCGGUUGCCCAAAAAGGGCGACGUGGAGCUACUCGUGGGCGGUCCGCCGUGUCAGGGCUUUUCGGGGAUGAACCGCUUCAACGCCGGCCAGUAUUCCCUCUUCAAAAACUCGCUGAUUGUCUCCUACUUGAGCUUCUGCGAUUACUACCGGCCGGCAUACUUCAUUCUGGAGAACGUCCGGAAUUUCGUCUCGUUCAAGCGAAGCAUGGUGCUGAAGCUGACCUUACGUUGCCUACUGGCGAUCGGCUACCAGGUGACCUUCGGCGUCGUACAGGCCGGCCACUACGGAAUACCGCAAACGCGACGUCGGCUAAUUAUAAUGGCCGCCGCCCCGGGAUUCGUACUGCCCAGGUUUCCCGAACCGCAGCACGUCUUCAGCAAGAAGGGCUGUCAGCUGUCGGUCCCCGUCGAUAACUUCAAGUACCACACGGGGGUAAAGUGGACUGCGGCCGCCCCCUACCGGACGAUAACCGUACGCGACUCCAUGGCCGACUUGCCCGACAUCAAAAACGGCAGCAAUGUGAAGGAGAUGCCCUACGACACCGAGGCGAACUCGCACUUUCAGCGAAUGAUGCGCGCCGGAGACCCCAACGGAUUGGUCAGCGACCACAUUUGCAAGGAGAUGGCGCCCAUCGUCGAGGCGCGCAUGGCUCAGAUUCCGAUCUUCUCGGGGGCGGACUGGAGGGACCUGCCGAAUAUUCAGUUGAAGCUCAGCGACGGCACCUACACGAACAAGCUGAAGUACCCGUACAGAUCGAAGAAGCAGAAGAAGAACGAUCCGCCUCGAGGAGUCUGCGCCUGCGCCAGCACCGGCCCCUGCGACCCAACCGAUCGACAAAUCAACACCAUAAUACCCUGGUGCCUACCUCACACCGCCGACAGGCACAACAAUUGGUCGGGCUUGUACGGGCGACUGGAUUGGGACGGAUUUUUUAGCACCACAGUCACCAAUCCGGAGCCGAUGGGCAAACAGGGAAGAGUUUUGCAUCCGGAACAGCAUCGCGUCGUUAGCGUGAGGGAGUGCGCGCGUUCCCAAGGAUUUCCCGACCGGUACCAGUUUUACGGAAACAUUUUGGACAAACACAGACAAGUCGGAAACGCCGUACCUCCACCUUUGGGCGCGUCGAUCGGGCGCGAAAUUCAAAAGGCGUUAGCGGCAACCAUGAACAUUGAAGACUGACUUUUAAUUUUAGGACCUUAGAC
Molecule: messenger RNA, 3915 nt
Organism: Photinus pyralis (common eastern firefly)
Lineage: Eukaryota; Metazoa; Arthropoda; Insecta; Coleoptera; Lampyridae
Product: DNA (cytosine-5)-methyltransferase PliMCI-like
Exons: 12
Coding region: 125-3892 (1255 amino acids)
Cellular component (GO): nucleus
Molecular function (GO): DNA (cytosine-5-)-methyltransferase activity; zinc ion binding; DNA binding
Source: RefSeq, a predicted model, not a curated record